GGGUGGUUGACAGCGCAUGCACACAGCAAGGGGAAUUAUUAACGACGGAAAGUGGAAGUGGGAAAGGAGGAACAUAAUUGGUCAUUUCCUAAAUGGGAAUUGUGAUUCUUGAUUUAGUCCUGCAGGUAGUAGCUAGGUACCACUACAGAGAUUAACGAAUGCUGCAAAAACCAAAGUGAGGCUGUUUUCAGCAGCAGCAGCGACGCUUCGACCGGGAUUAGCCCACUAGGCUGCUUAGUUCUCACGGUGGCCGGGGUGGCUUUGUACCCAAGGUGCUGCGACCAUCCUCGUGUCCCGGUGCGUGCAGGUGUUGGCUACGAGCUCCGCAGACUGCACCCUGUAAUCCAGGACCAGGUUGCCCCUAUGGAUCGCUUCAAUGGAUGCCUCCAAACCCGCUUUUGACAACAACCCGAGUCCCAGCAGAAGGUACGUGUCUUCUUCUCCUCCAGAUGGGUUGGAAACUGAAGCGUUUUGCUGGCCGGAGAAUGACACUGUCGCCGGGACUGUCGGCGUUGAUGCUCCGUCUAGCGGCCCAGGAGGACCGGACCUCUCAGGCUACUGGACCGCUGUGUUCGACUAUGAUGCUGGGGCGGAAGACGAGCUCAGCCUGCGAAAGGGUGACCUGGUGGAGGUGCUGUCGAAGGACUCGUUAGUGUCCGGGGACGAGGGCUGGUGGACGGGGCUGAUCGAGGAUCGGGUUGGCAUUUUCCCCAGUAAUUAUGUCAGUAUUGGGAACGGAAUCUCUGAGAAAAUACGGGACAGAGACACGUCAGUGAAGGAGUACUCUGAUUACGCCGUGCCUUCACUACACCUUCUGGAGGUCGACUUCUCGGAGCUGACCCUGGAGGAGAUCAUCGGGGUGGGUGGUUUUGGGAAGGUGUACCGUGCCAUGUGGCGUGGGGCGGAGGUGGCGGUGAAGGCUGCGAGGCGGGACCCCGAUGAGGAGGAGGGACAGAUCCUAGAGAGCGUUCGUCAGGAGGCCAAGCUGUUUGCAAUGCUGCACCACCCCAAUAUCAUGGCCCUACUGGGGGUGUGUCUCCAGGAGCCGACACUGUGCCUGGUGAUGGAGUUUGCCCGGGGAGGACCGCUGAACCGAGCCCUGUCAGGGAAACGUAUCCCACCAUGCACCCUGGUAGACUGGGCCGUGCAGAUCGCCCGUGCCAUGCACUACCUCCACUGUGAGGCCAUCGUCCCUGUCAUACACAGAGACCUCAAGUCUAGCAACAUCCUGAUCCUGGAGAAGGUCGAGAUGGAGGAUCUGACCAACAAGACCCUGAAGAUCACCGACUUCGGCCUGGCGAGGGAGUGGCACCGUACCACCAAGAUGUCAGCCGCCGGCACCUACGCCUGGAUGGCGCCCGAGGUCAUCCGCUCCUCCACCUUCUCUAAAGGCAGCGACGUCUGGAGCUACGGGGUUCUUCUGUGGGAGCUGCUGACGGGAGAAGUCCCAUUCAGGGGCAUUGAUUGUCUAGCGGUGGCAUAUGGAGUAGCCAUGAAUAAGCUGGCGUUGCCCAUCCCUUCUACCUGCCCAGAGCCCUUCGCCCGUCUUAUGGGAGACUGCUGGAGUCCAGACCCACACCUACGACCUCUCUUCACCAGUAUCCUGGACCAGCUGACGACUAUAGAGGAAUCGGGUUUCUUUGAGAUGCCAGUCGAGUCCUUCCACUCCCUGCAGGACGACUGGAAGAUGGAGAUUCAGGAGAUGUUCGACCAGCUCAGGGUCAAGGAGAAGGAGCUGAGGUCGUGGGAGGAGGAGCUGAGUCGUGCUGCGCUGCAGCAGAAGAGCCAAGAGGAGGAGCUUAGGAGGAGGGAGCAGGAGCUGGCGGAGAGGGAGAUCCACAUCCUGGAGAGAGAGCUGAACGUUAUCAUCCACCAGCUGUAUCAGGAGAAACCCCGUGUGGAGAGCAGGCAGGGCAAGUUCAGACGCUCACGGCUCAAACUGAAGGACGGGAACAGGAUCAGUCUGCCUUCAGAUUUUCAACACAAGAUCACCGUGCAGGCCUCUCCCUCUCAUGAUCGAUGCAGGAGUUUACUGGGUAGUCUCUCCAGCCCUCCCACCAGUCCCCAGGCCCCGUUACUACCACGCCUCAGAGCCAUACAACUGACUCCUGGAGGUGAGGGGUGUAAAGGUUGGGGCCGGUUGGAUGAGGAGGAAGAGAAGAGAGGCUCCAGGAAGAAAGGCCGUAUCAGGGGCUCUCACAGAGAACAUAGUGAUGAUGAGAGCAUCAAGGUUCCUCAGGAGGGGAACAGACAGAGGUCCUGCAGCGCCCCAAAUCUCCGCAGGUCACCGAGACACAGCCCUGCCAUACCAGGGGUACCCAGCCUCACUGAGAUGGAGAAUGAAGACUGCUGUUACACCACUGACCCAGGGGCCAACGCAUCCCCCAGCCAAUCCUACCUCUGCAUCCCCUUCCACAAGGAGGGGCCUGUUGCCGAUGGUAACGCAGGAGGAGGCGGGGAGUACUACCCUAGUUACCGUAGCACCCAGGCCCCGGACACGCCCCCCAGUAGGAAGAGUCCUGCCGGGCGGGGGAGGUCAGAGCUGGUGCUACUGGGGUGUGGGGCCUUGCUGGCUGCAGUAGGACUGGGCUUCAAUAUGACGACUCUGGCCCAGCCUGGAACUGGUUCUGGGUCUGGGACUGGUUCUGGGCCUGGGACUGGUUCUGGGUCUGGGACUGAGGGUGCUGGGGAAAGCAACAAGCCACCUCGCUGGGAGGGCUUCUUCCAUCGUACAGGGACAGGGGGCCAGAGACGGAGCACCAGUCCCCCCACACGCAAGCUCUUCAGGCGGGGAGGGGACAAGGAGAGCCCCCUGAAGCACUCGGUUGCCCCGGUGACGGAGCGGGUUGGAGGUGGACUGUUUCCGUCCUCUCUCACACUGCUGUCACUGUCGUCUGUGUCGGACUGUAAUUCUACGCGGUCUCUGUUACGAUCUGAUAGUGAGGAACUGUUGGUCUACCGUACUGCUUCUCCCCAGGCCCCUGUUCAGCCUGCUGUCCAGCCCCACACCUCUGUUCACCCCCAGCCCCAGCAUGCCUCACUCAACCCCUUGGUCAACACACACCUGGAGAGCUUCAAGCGUCACCCUCGGCAGUCCCUGACCCCGACCCAUCUUCCCUCCGCUCCUUCCUCCUCACGUUGUCUACACCGUACUCCCUCUGACGGAGCCAUCGAGACACGCUGCCCUCCAAACUAUAUCCACCCUUUUCCUUUACCCGUCAGAGCUGCUCUGGAGCCUUCAGAUGGAGGUCUCAGGGGUCUAAGUGACAACGUAUCCCAGGUUCCCCGGUUGCCAGAUCCAAAUCUGGUGUUUCCCCCUACACCGCGCCGCCGCUGCCCUCCUGAACGACCCAAAACCCUGGACUUCCUGGUUAGACCACGUCCCUCGCCACGGGUACGCUGCGACGUCCUCCUGGGCCAGUCACCUGGACGGGGCAGAGGAGGGGGGCAGGGGAAUGGAGAGUCCCCAGCCCACACCACCAGUACAAACACCCCUCCCACGGUGGAGUUUGGCAGGGACAUGACCGUGCUUCCUACCCCCUUGGAGCCCCCAACACCAUCCCCAAGGAGGGGACACAGUCUGGAGGCCCCGACGCCCUCACCAAGGAGGGGACACCCACUGCUAACCCAUCACAUGGAGCCCAGAGACAUGGAGGUACUAGCCACCCCCAUGGAGCACCCUUACGCCUGCUCAAUCUCCCCGCGACGGAGGGGGGACAGUCUGCUGGACCAACAGGACGAGGAACAGUGUCUGGACCCAACCCUCCCACUCUGCAAACCCGAGUCCCAGUUUCCCAAAUGUUCCCCGUACCGCUACCGGCCUGGGUUCUUUUCCUAACCUGGUCCAGUCUGGGUUCUGGUCCUCCUCUGGUCCAACCUGGGUUCUGAUCCUAACUCGGUCCAUCUAGCGCUACCAGCUUGGGUUUUGGUCCUAACCUGGUCUCUCUAGCGCUAUUGGCCUGGGUUCUGGCCCUAACCUGGUCCAGCCUGGGUUCUGGUCCUAACCCAGUCUCCGUACUGCUACCAGCCUAACUUUGGAUCCUCUCUUAAAAACACCAACAGAAUCAUUUCCUAGAGUCCUAGAAAUAUACCCAGCCCACACUGUUGCAGAGGAGGGGAGGAGGACUGGGCCAGCCAGCCCACACUGUUGCAGAGGAGGGGGGGAGGACUGGGCCAGCAAGCCCACAAUGUUGUAGAGGAGGACUGGGCCAGCCAGCCCACACUGUUGUAGAGGAGGGGGGGAGGACUGGGCCAGCCAGCCCACACUGUUGUAGAGGAGGACUGGGCCAGCCAGCCCACACUGUUGUAGAGGAUGGGAGGAGGACUGGGCCAGCCAGCCCACACUGUUGUAGAGGAGGAUUGGGCCAGCCAGCCCACACUGUUGUUGAGGGGGGGGGGGACUGGGCCAGCCAGCCCACACUGUUGUAGAGGACGGGAGGAGGACUGGGCCAGCCAGCCCACACUGUUGUAGAGGAGGACUGGGCCAGCCAGCAAACACUGUUGCAGAGGAGGGGGGGAGGACUGGGCCAGUCAGCCCACACUGUUGUAGAGGAAGGGAGGAGGACUGGGCCAGCCAGCCCACACUGUUGCAGAGGAAGGGAGGAGGACUGGGCCAGCCAGCUCACACUGUUGUAGAGGAAGGGAGGAGGACUGGGCCAGCCAGCUCACACUGUUGUAGAGGAGGAGAGGAGGACUGGGCCAGCCAGCCCACACUGUUGUAGAGGAAGGGAGGAGGGCUGGGCCAGCCAGACCACACUGUUGCAGAGGAGGACUGGGUCAGACCACACUGUUGCAGAGGAGGAGAGGUGGACUGGGUCAGACCACACUGUUUUAGAGGACAGGAGGAGGACUGGGUCAGACCACACUGUUGCAGAGGAAGAGAGGAGGACUGGGUCAGACCACACUGUUUUAGAGGACAGGAGGAGGACUGGGUCAGACCACACUGUUUUAGAGGACAGAAGGAGGACUGGGUCAGACCACACUGUUGCAGAGGAGGAGAGGAGGACUGGGUCCACUAUUAGGCUCUUAGGCUAUGGAUUGUUCAUGUGACAGAAUUAUAUUUGAGUCUGGUCUGAGGAGUUCUUCUCUCACUGCAGACAGGAGCCCUAUCCGGAGCAAUAUAUUUAGGAAGCUGGGACAUUGAGGUUUCUGCAUAAUGAUGCAUUUUAACAUGACACUACAACACUCUAUAACAGCCAUGUUAUCUCCCCCGUUAACAUGACACUACAACACUCUAUA
Molecule: messenger RNA, 5238 nt
Organism: Oncorhynchus mykiss (rainbow trout)
Lineage: Eukaryota; Metazoa; Chordata; Actinopteri; Salmoniformes; Salmonidae
Gene: map3k9
Product: mitogen-activated protein kinase kinase kinase 9
Biological process (GO): protein phosphorylation
Molecular function (GO): ATP binding; JUN kinase kinase kinase activity; protein binding
Source: RefSeq, a predicted model, not a curated record